AUGUUGCGGGCUUUCAGCAGAAGACCAGUAAGAGAUCCAGAGAUCAGAUCUGCUGUAAUGGACCAGGAAGAACGGAGGAUCGUGCUGCUGGGGAGGACUGGUGUUGGGAAAAGUGCAACAGGAAACACCAUCCAGGGAAGAAAUGCUUUCAGAUCAGAACGAUCUUUAUAUACUGUUACAAAACACAGUGAACUUGCCGAAGCUGAGAUAGGAGGAAACCGUGUACUUGUGGUUGAUACACCAGGAUUUAUUGACACAGCACUGCCUCAAGAUCAGUUAGCGAGGGAGUUUGGCAGGAGUGUUUAUCUCUCACAACCAGAAGUUCAUGCAUUCAUUCUGGUUUUUAAAUAUGAUUCAUUUACAGAAUGUGAAGAGGAAAUUAUUAAGAAGUUACAGCAGGUUUAUGGUGAGCAGGUUACAGAUCACAUGAUCAUUUUGUUUACUCAUGGUGACGGAAGGAAGGUAGGAAAUAAAGUAAUAGAUCAGGAAAGAGACAAAAAUGAACAUCUCAGAAGGGUUUUAGAUCAGUGUGGAGGAAGAUUUCACAUCUUUAAUAAUGCAGAACCACAGAACAGACAGCAGGUGGCUGAACUUCUGCAGGAGAUAGACAGGAUGGUGCAGUGGAAUAGAGGAUUCUGCACUAAUGGGAUGUAUAAGGAAGUUAACAGUUCAUGCUGGGACAAAUUCUGGCAAAAAGACGUGUUUAUAAUAGCAGUUCGUAUUUUGAAUCAGAAGUGGAGGCAGGUAGAGAGACUGAGUCGACAGUUUUCAGUGCAGGUGCAGAGAAGUAGUAUGGAGCAGUUAAAUUUGAUGUAG
This is a messenger RNA of Trichomycterus rosablanca, 816 nucleotides long. Its product is annotated as GTPase IMAP family member 9-like. NCBI's taxonomy places the organism in Eukaryota, Metazoa, Chordata, Actinopteri, Siluriformes, Trichomycteridae. The coding region runs from base 1 to 816 and encodes 271 amino acids. Gene Ontology annotation, molecular function: GTP binding. The record is from RefSeq and is a predicted model, not a curated record. The transcript has a single exon.